This is a messenger RNA of Loxodonta africana (African savanna elephant), 14219 nucleotides long. It is a transcript of the gene NDST1, whose product is annotated as N-deacetylase and N-sulfotransferase 1. NCBI's taxonomy places the organism in Eukaryota, Metazoa, Chordata, Mammalia, Proboscidea, Elephantidae. The transcript is spliced from 17 exons. Gene Ontology annotation, cellular component: Golgi apparatus. Gene Ontology annotation, molecular function: heparan sulfate N-sulfotransferase activity; deacetylase activity. The record is from RefSeq and is a predicted model, not a curated record. Bases 791 to 3622 code for a protein of 943 amino acids.
CCCAUAUGCCUGGCCCUCAGUGUUCUGCCUAGGAGCCUCUUUGACCUCUGGUAUACACUUGGCCCAGCUGGCCUUAGAGGUGCCCCUUGGGGAUGUUGGGGCCGGUGGCCAUAGCCUAGGCUGCUGGGGACUGUGGUUUUAUGGAGGAGUCGAACCUUCUGCUUCCAUUUCCCACUCUGUGAAAUGGGCUCAGCCUUUUUCCUCAAAUGUGUUACUUUCCAUCUUCUGAUAAUAGCCAUCGUAGUGGGGGUGAAGUGGUAUCUCAUUGUGGUUUUAUUGAUGCCCUUGAGUAUGGCGUUGGCGAAGAAUAUUGGAUACACCACAGACUGCCUGAAGAACGAACAAAUCUGUCUUGGAAGAAGUAGAGCCAGCAGGUGCCUUGGAAGUGAGGACAGCAAGACUUUGUCUCAGCCUCAGCCCCGUGGGCCCCACCAAGUGAGCAGCAUGUGGCACCCCUGGGCCAGCCCGGUGUCCUUCGGCCUAUUGCCUAGCCCUCCUAGGAGGCCCUGACGCCCUGGGGCACUUCCACCCUGCGAAGGACCACGCGAGGGUUUGCCAUGGUGACAUAAAGGGGUGCGAAGGAAGGAAGGAGCACAACCAACCAGUGGACUGCGCCCCUGGCUGGGGGGAAGGGCCAGGGGCCCGAUCCUCCACGCCCUCUGCCCGCUGAGGACCUCGCUUCCUAAGUCUCUGUGAAUUUGUUGGUCGGUGGACUCUUGUGUCUCCAGCGUGUGGCCUUGGGGUGGCCAGGGCAGCCCAGGCCUCUGGCAGCCGAGGUCGCAGGGCCAGGAUGCCCACCCUGGGACGCCUCCGGAGGCUGUGUCGGCACAUGUCCCCCCAGACCGUGCUUUUCCUGCUGUUUAUCUUCUGCGUGGUCAGUGUUUUUGUCUCAGCCUAUUACCUGUACGGCUGGAAGCGGGGCCUGGAGCCCUCAGCUGAUGCCCCUGAGCCUGACUGUGGGGACCCGCCGCCCGUGGUGCCCAGCCGCCUACUGCCGCUCAAGCCUGUGCAGGCGGCCGCCCCUUCCCGCACGGAUCCAUUGGUGCUGGUGUUUGUGGAGAGCCUCUACUCACAGCUGGGCCAGGAAGUGGUGGCCAUCCUGGAGUCCAGCCGCUUCAAGUACCGCACAGAGAUCGCACCAGGCAAGGGUGAUAUGCCUACGCUCACCGACAAGGGCCGCGGCCGCUUCUCCCUCGUCAUCUAUGAGAACAUCCUCAAGUACGUCAACUUGGACGCCUGGAACCGGGAGCUGCUCGACAAGUACUGUGUGGCCUACGGUGUGGGCAUCAUUGGCUUCUUCAAGGCCAAUGAGAACAGCCUGCUAAGUGCACAGCUCAAAGGCUUCCCACUCUUCCUGCACUCGAACCUGGGCCUGAAGGACUGUAGCAUCAACCCCAAGUCCCCGCUGCUCUACGUAACGCGGCCUAGCGAGGUAGAGAAGGGUGUGCUGCCCGGCGAGGACUGGACCGUGUUCCAGUCGAACCACUCCACCUACGAGCCAGUGCUGCUGGCCAAGACACGCUCGUCAGAGUCCAUCCCGCACCUGGGUGCCGACGCUGGCCUGCAUGCCGCACUGCACGCCACUGUGGUCCAGGACCUGGGCCUCCACGACGGCAUCCAGCGCGUGCUGUUUGGCAACAACCUCAACUUCUGGCUGCACAAGCUGGUCUUCGUCGACGCUGUGGCCUUCCUCACGGGCAAGCGCCUCUCCCUGCCUCUAGACCGCUACAUCCUGGUGGACAUCGAUGACAUCUUCGUGGGCAAGGAGGGCACACGCAUGAAGGUGGAGGACGUGAAGGCCCUGUUUGACACACAGAAUGAACUCCGCGCACACAUCCCAAACUUCACCUUCAACCUGGGCUACUCAGGGAAAUUCUUCCAUACAGGUACUGACGCCGAGGACGCUGGGGAUGACCUGCUGCUGUCGUACGUGAAGGAGUUCUGGUGGUUUCCGCACAUGUGGAGCCACAUGCAGCCCCAUCUCUUCCACAACCAGUCCGUGCUGGCCGAGCAGAUGGCCCUGAACAAGAAGUUCGCUGUCGAGCACGGCAUUCCCACAGACAUGGGGUAUGCCGUGGCACCCCACCACUCGGGUGUGUACCCUGUGCAUGUGCAACUGUAUGAGGCCUGGAAGCAGGUGUGGAGCAUCCGCGUGACCAGCACAGAGGAGUACCCUCACCUGAAGCCAGCCCGCUAUCGCCGCGGCUUCAUCCACAACGGCAUCAUGGUCCUCCCACGGCAGACCUGCGGCCUCUUCACACACACCAUCUUCUACAACGAGUACCCUGGCGGCUCCAGCGAGCUGGACAAGAUCAUCAACGGGGGCGAGCUCUUCCUCACCGUGCUCCUCAAUCCUAUCAGCAUCUUCAUGACGCACCUGUCCAACUAUGGGAAUGACCGCCUGGGUCUAUACACCUUUAAGCACCUGGUGCGUUUCCUGCACUCCUGGACCAACCUCCGGCUACAGACUCUGCCCCCGGUGCAGCUGGCCCAGAAGUACUUCCAGAUCUUCUCUGAAGAGAAGGACCCCCUCUGGCAGGACCCCUGUGAGGACAAGCGCCACAAAGACAUCUGGUCGAAGGAGAAGACGUGUGACCGCUUCCCGAAGCUCCUCAUCAUUGGCCCCCAGAAAACAGGCACAACAGCUCUCUACCUGUUCCUGGGCAUGCACCCGGACCUGAGCAGCAACUACCCCAGCUCUGAGACCUUUGAGGAGAUCCAGUUUUUUAACGGCCACAACUAUCACAAAGGCAUCGACUGGUACAUGGAGUUCUUCCCCAUCCCCUCCAACACCACCUCCGACUUCUACUUUGAGAAAAGCGCCAACUACUUUGAUUCAGAAGUGGCGCCCCGCCGGGCAGCUGCCCUGUUGCCCAAGGCCAAGGUCCUGACCAUCCUCAUCAACCCUGCAGACCGGGCCUAUUCCUGGUACCAGCACCAGCGAGCCCAUGAUGACCCAGUGGCCCUGAAGUACACCUUCCACGAGGUGAUCACUGCAGGUCCCGACAUGUCCUCGAAGCUGCGUGCCCUCCAGAACCGCUGCCUGGUCCCCGGCUGGUACGCCACCCACAUCGAGCGCUGGCUCAGCACCUUUCACGCCAACCAGAUUCUGGUAUUGGAUGGCAAACUGCUGCGGACAGAACCUGCCAAAGUGAUGGAUACUGUGCAGAAGUUCCUUGGGGUGGCCAACACCAUUGACUACCACAAAACCUUGGCGUUUGAUCCAAAGAAAGGAUUUUGGUGCCAACUGCUCGAAGGAGGAAAAACCAAGUGUCUGGGCAAAAGCAAGGGCCGGAAAUACCCAGAGAUGGACUUGGAUUCUCGAGCCUUCCUGAAGGAUUAUUACCGAGACCACAACAUCGAGCUUUCCAAGCUGCUAUACAAGAUGGGCCAGACCCUGCCCACCUGGCUGCGGGAGGACCUCCAGAACACCAGGGUCCUUCCCCAGCCUGGAGGACCUGGAUCUGUCUCAGUUCUGGACCGAUUCCCUUUUCUCAAGUUCUACACUGGGGUGAAGAAAGUUGAGUACUGGACCAGCUAUGUAGUUUCAUCGUGUCCCAACAGGAGAGUUACCAUCACGCUUCUCACUGGGUCCUUUAAACCUGGAGACUUUGGGCCAUGAGAGGACGGCGCAGAUGAAGAGCUGAGUGUCUGAGGUCAGAAUGGAAUGUCCACACACACACGUGUGAAGGUGGCCCACACAGUGGGAUCAGAUGGCCAGAGUGGGGCAGUGAUUUCAUAGUUCAGCUCUUGGGCCUCACUUCCCAUCUGUCGUUGAGGGGUUGGGCUCUGUGUCUGUGAGGACCUUACAGCUCCCACAUUCUCUGGUCUAUCCUCUGGGCCUGGAGGCCUGCUUCUGUCUCCUGGAGCCCAGGAGGCCCAGGUUGACUGAAUGGAGCUGACACUUACAGCGCAGACAGUUAGCUUCUCUCUGCCUCUGGCCUGGGAAAGGAGCAGACAGGCUUGAGCCCUGUGGGAACAGAGGAGAUAUUGUGAAUUUUGUCCAGGCCCUUUCCGGGGGACUGGACACCUGAGCUGCAUGUGUUCUAAGUCUGUCUGGCCGCAGCUGCUGCCUCUCUUCCCACUAACAAAUCUUUCCUAAGGACCCCUGGGUUGGACACUGCCAGGACCUUCAGGGAUGGGAAUAGGUCUCCCUAGGGGUGCUCAGCUAAUGGGCCCACAGAUUCCCCCAUGAGAAGUAAAACCAGGGACCAGUGGGUGCAGCAUCAUCAGCAUCUCUAAUCUUUACCAACUCACUGUAAGUGAUUGGCCAAAAAAGUGAGGGAGAGAGAGAAAUAGCUUGAAUGGUGCAGGUGAUCCAUGAGCCUUGUCCCCAGGUGGGUGCAGCUGCCUUUGUCAUUCCAGGUCCCCAUAGACUCCCACGGUGCGGGCGUCUUACCACUGGGAGGGCAAGUCUGCAGUUUAAACAUGGACCUUUUCCCAACCCCUAAAUACAAGGAAAGGAGCCCUGGUGGUACAGCAGUUAAGUGCUUGGCUGCUAACCGAAAGGUCAGCAGUUCCAACUCACCCCAUGGCUCUGUGGGAGAACUGUGGCAAUCUGCUCCCGUAAAGAUUACAGCCUAGAACACCCCGUGGGACAGUUCUGCUCUGUCACAUGGGUCGCUAUGAGUCGGAAUCGACUCCACGGCACCUAACAAUAACAUACAAUCGGGGCAGCCAUGCCUCUGGGGCCCUGCGGAGGAAGCUGCAGUCUGUGACCGCCAGAGGACGUCCGGCUGGCUGGACUGCCCUAGCGGAAACUGGCGGUCCCCAGUGUGGUGCCGUCCCCACAGGUUGUUAGUGAGAAGAGCAAGUAAAAAAAUGUUUUGCCGUCAUUUUAUCAUGAACACCGAUACCCCUACCAUCUAGAAUUAAAAUGAUUAACAUUUUUGCCACUUUUGUUUCUCUAUAUAUGUAUUUUUCUGAACUGUUUUAAAAGUUGCAAACAUCAUGAGACUUCUCCCCUAGAUGCUUUGGCCAGCAUCUCCUAAGAAUUAGGACGUUUUCCUUAAUAUUGGCUAAAUAUUUUUUUUGUCAGAGCCCUGGUGGCGCAGUGGUUAAGAGCUCAGCUGCUAACCAAAAGGUCGGCAGUUGGAAUCCUCCAGCCACUCCUUGGAAAUCCUCUGGGGCAGUUCUACUCUGCCCUAUAGGGUUGCCGUGAGUCUGAAUCCGCUCGAUGGCCAUGGGUUUGGCCCAAUAUUACACCCGAGACAACAGUCAUUUCCUAACAGCAGCUGCUGUCCAGUCCAUAUUUAAAUGUUCCCAAUUGUCUCUCAUGUAACUUGUAGCUGCUUUUCAAAUCAGGAUCCAGUCAAGGUGCACACAUUGCAUUUUGUACAGUGCUUCUUUCAUCUCUUUGAAUGCUGAAGAGACCCCACCCCACCCCACUGCACCCCCAGCACAUACACACACUUUGAUUUUGUAAACAAUGUUGAUUUUUGGAGGCUAGCUUACAGCCUGCUGCAGGUAGAAGCCCCACAUCCUGGCUUUGUCUGGUUGUCUCUCAUGGUAUCGCGUAGCCAGCUCCUCUCUCCCCUGUAUUGUCAAGGGUGAUUUGGCUGUGUGGGCUUUUGUCUUCUGUGCUGGGACUUGGCAGUGUCACUCCUGCCCAGGUGUGCUCCCACUGUCACAUGUACCAACCAAGUGCCAAGCUGGCAGAGGGGCAGCCGGAGCUCCAGGGGCUUGGGGGAGGGUGAGGGGGGGCUUCCUGGAGAAGACAGCGUUCCACUGGGCCCAGGAGGGAAGGGAUAGUGGACACCCUAGAAGGCAUUGGGGCCCUGCUGAGAAUGAGAUCACUUGGGUCAGGAGGAGCCUGUGCUGCCCUUUUGAGCUGAGGAUGGUCCACAGGCACCAAACAGCAUCUCUGUCUGUCUGUCUGUCUCUCUCUCUCGUGGUCCUUGGGUUUUCACUCCUUAGAGGCCCAUGGUCUGUUCUGGACUCAGGUGUGCACUUGAGCAGAGCCGCCCCUGGGACGCAUUGGGAAGGCCUGCGUGGGGAGCUGCCUCCCCAGGCCAUGGUGUUGGGGAGAAGAGCACUGGGCUGGAGGCAGGGGAGCUGAGGUUGAGUCCCACCGGGUACAUUUAGUGGCUAUGUGAUGGCCAUCCUCCCAGGGCCCACAUUACCCCAUCUGCAAAAUGAAUGGAUGGGGCUGCAGCAGUGGUUUUCAAACAUCAGAGUCCUCAGCAGAAACAGCAGGUAGGGCAGAAGGGACCAGGUCUGCUCCAGUUGCUGUGAGGUUGGGGGACCCAGAGACUCCCUCAUCCAGAGGCCUUCGAGGCCGUGCUGGGAUCGGGUUUGCCAAGCCUGAGGUGGUUGCCCUUGGGACUUGCCCUGCCAGCUCAGGUGGCCAGAGGUGGCUUAGCUCCUCCAGCGGGCCAGGCUUUGUGUGGAAUCAAGGCCCAGGGCCUGGGGGAAAACGGGUUGCAUUUUACUCUAAGAAGUCCAUCCUUCCUGCUCCUCUUCUUCUCUGGUCCUAGAGGAGGAGGAGGAGGAGGAGGAGGGGUUUUCUAUGACUGUGUAGCUUUUAUUAUCAGCAAGAGGGCUCCUUUUGUAAUUAUUGCAUGAAAUUCAUGUCAUUUCCUGGGGAGAGGAGAGGGCUGACUGGAGAGGGUGGGGGCACAUCAGGGGAGCAGGCAAAGGCUUCCUUCCCAUGCUGGGGGGUGGGGAGGGCUGGAGAGGAGGCGCUACCCAGCUCAUCUGAUGAGGGCUCUCAAACCAGCCGUUUUGGGUUGUGUUAAAAGUGGCAACCUUCCUCCAUUAAUGUACAAUCUUGAACUAACUGCUAAUAAAGUGGGGUUCUGUUUGUACACAUUGGUCCUGUUUGUCUGUCUGUGAGAUCUUUUUGCAAGGGCGGGGGGGUGUGGAGAUGGGGAUGUUUGCGUGCACGGCCAAUGUCUGUGCCCCAUUUGCCCUUUGCAGAUAGCAUAGGCCUAUCUCAGGAGCAGCCACCUGGAGCGGCUCAGAUGACCGAAACUAGAUAGCUCAGAAGUGCUGGGGAUGGAGCAUGGCUCUGAGAGCCAGGAAGCGCAGAGACUAGAAUGACUUCUGCCACCGAUGGGUCUUGUGACUGGCAAGUCACUGCUACUCUUUAGUCGUGCCUUCUCUGGGAGAACGUGUUUAAAAUGCAGAUUCCCAGAUCCUGCUUCGGGAGAUUCUUCUCAAGUAGAAGGGGGUGGGGCCGAAACAUCUGCAUUUUUAACAAGCCCCCCAGCAUGCUGAAGCUUCCCGCUGUAGAAAACCCUGCCUCAGGCUGAUGGUCCCCACAGGUUCUAGUUCAGGUUGAGAGCCCCACUGUCCAAGGAGCUGCAGCUUUGGUUGAAGCAAAUCACUUUCUACCCUUCACAGCCUAAUUGAGGGCCUGACUUGAGAUUUGCCUGGAGGGGAGAGCGCUGGGGCCAAGCAGAGAGGUCCUGGCCAGCUGUCUGCAAUGGGAUCCCCUUGGGGAGCUUUUAAAAAUGCAUAUUCCUGGGCUCCCCCAAAUUUACUCAGAACCUCUGGGAGUGGGACAGCAGUGUGUAUUUCAAAAAAAUCCCUGAUGCAUGGGAACGUGGGGGAACCCGUGAAUCAGGCCACCACCUACGAGCUAGGAGAAGAUCCAUGGAACUGCAGACAGACAGCUCCCAAGGGGUGUGGGAGGGGUGUGCUGAGAGGUCCCACUCCAUGACCAGGAGCUAGGAGAGUGGACUGAGAGGUCCAAGUGAACACACCAAAAUACCAGUCCCAAUGGCACAAGGGCAACACCUGCAGAGACCUCUGGGGUAUAUCAGCUGUGAGCUGGAUGUGGCCAUCAUCAACAAGAAUGUAGCUGGAGGUUGUGUUAAUGAGAACAGCGCCUUCCUAAGAAGGGAGGUGAGAAACCCAUGGUGCUCAGACUAUGCCUGGAGGCUGGACUUCUGAUCAGGGUUCUACCUUUUGAUGAACACUGACCACAUGUAUCAUCCUCAGGAGGGUGACCAGGCCAUUGAGGGAGACGUGGAAGCCACAUCACGUGAGGGCAGAGUUUGUUGGCCUGGAGAGGACUUUGGGAGAGACUUGGCCACUGUCUUCCAGUUUCUAAAAGGCUGCUCCAGGUUGGGGGAAAGAGAAGAGUCUUCUGGAGGGCCAAGGGGGCAGGACCAGGGCUGGCAUCUGAGAGUUACAGGGAGAGGAAGGAGCUGUUCUGCAGGCAUGGGCACAAUUGGCCAAAGUGUGUGUAUUAGUUUUUGUUGCUGCUGUAACAAAUGACCACACACUUACUAGCUUAAAACAACACACAUUUAUUAUCUCCCGGUUCUGGAAGACAGAAAUCCAAAAUAGGUCUCAGUGGGCUGAAAUCAAGGGGUCAGCAGAGCACUUCUGCCCUCCUCUUCCUCCCACCUUCCACAAAGGACUUUUGUGAUUACAUUGGAUAAUUCCAUCUGCAGUUUGGAUUCCCCCUUGCCAUGUAACCAAACCUAGCACUGGUUCCUGGCACUAGGAUGUGGAUGUUUUGGGGGGCUAUUAUUAUGCCUACCAUGGGGGUAAGGAGCUUCCUCUUUUGAGGGAGAUCCAACCCAAGGCUGGAUGGCCACUUCCCAGCAUGAUACCAAAGGGAUUCUUGUGUCAGGUAAGGGACCAGACUACAUCAGAGAUUUUAGAACUUUCAACAGCUAAGACGUUUUUUGAAAGAAAAAUUUAAUUGAAAAACCAGAUAAAGGUAGGGGUGAUCUGGUUGGAGAGGGAGGACUUUCACCAGCUCAACGCCUUCUCCCUGUCCCCCAUCCUAUCUUGAAACCCUAAGAGUCCUUGAAACACAUUGCAAAAACCCAGCCCAGCUUCUCUCAAGCUCCAAGAGUCCUGCAGUUCUAGCGAUAGUGAGUAAAGCACAUCAGAGUCUCCUCGCCCCUCACAGUCAGGAGCCCACUCAGAAUCUGGACCCCCAGUAGCGGUCCGGCUCCCAGAGGCAGGCAGCUCCCUCGGAGAAGCCCUGGGCCGUGUACAUAGAUAGGGUGGUGUGUUUUAUGGUAGCAAAACCCUAGUGACAACCCAGAUGUCCAUCCACAGGGGAUCUGCUAAUAACCUGCAAAUGGUGCUGCAAUGAUGAUACAGUUAAAAAUAGCUCACUCAAUCUCCACGUUCUGGCAGGGAAGUCUCUACAAGCCUGACCAUUGGUGAAAAGAGACUGUGUCGUGGAUUGAAUUUUGUCCCCCCCAAAAUGUGUGUAUCAACUUGGUUAGGUUACGAUUCCAGGAUGGUAUGGUUGUCCUCCAUUUUGUGAUUGUAAUUUUAUGUUGAGAGGAUUAGAGUGAGAUUGUAACACCAUCCUUACUCAGGUCACCUCCCUGAUCCAAGGUAAAGAGUUUCCCUGGAGUGUGGCCUGCAGCACCUUUACUCUCUCAAGAGAUGAAAGGGAAGCAAGCAGAGAGUUGGGGACCCCAUACCACCAAGAAAGCAGCACUAGGAGCAGAGCGUGUCCUUUGGACCCUGGCUCCCUGUGCCUGAGAAGCUUCUUGACCAGGGGAAGAUUGAGGACAAGGACCUUCCUCCAGAGCCGACAAAGAGAGAAAGCCUUCCCCUGGAUCUGACACCCUGAAUUUGGACUUGUAACCUACUAGACUGUGAGAGAAUAAAUUUCUCUUUGUUAAAGCCAUCCACUUGUGGUAUUUCUGUAUGGCAGCACCAGAGGACUAAGACAGACUGCUACACAAGAUGUAUUUUUCCCGGGGGGUAUAGGUGUAUGUAUCUUUCACACUAAACUGAUAACAGUGCUACUUCUGGAGGAGGGUGCGGAGUUUGGGAGGGGGGCUUUCAAAGGGGACUGAAACUUUUGUUUUAACAAGGACGAUGUAUUCAUGUAUCAUUUGUAUAAUGGAAAAGUCUUAAUAAAACAACUAAAAAUGAAAUGGGUGAAGCAGAAAGGGGGACUUCAGGCAGCUGGACUGUUGUAUGGAUGAUGUCACAAGGGCGGGUGUCCUUAACUAGCCCUUAGGCUCCCAUAGAGUGAAGGUCCUAAGGCAGCCCAGGCGGGUGGGGGAAGGUUCUGCCUUCCUACACUUUUUCUGAACUGAGGAUCCUGCCUCUGGUGUUCACCUGCUGUGUGUCUGUGGACAAGUCUCGGCUCCUUUCUGGCCCCCUGAGCCUCAGUGUCCCCAUUCUGGCAGGUGGGAGAGUUAGCUGUAACGUCACCUGAUAAACUGACAUCAUGUGCCCUGGGAAGGACACAGCAUAGCACCUGUGGAAUUUCUGAUCAAAACAACAACACAUAAACUGAAUCUGGCCACGAGGAAACUGCAGGCUCACCCAUAUUAAGGGACAGUCUUGCAAAAUAACUGGCCUGAACUUUAAACAUGUCAGGGUCACAAAAGAUCAAAGCUGAGAAAUGGCUCAGGAUUAAAGGAGAGCUGGCAAUCAGAUGUGAUGUGUGGCCUUGGAGGGGUUCUGGACCAGAAAACAAUUAGCUGUAAAACACACUAUUGGGAUAAUUGGUGAAACGUGAAUAGGGACAGUGAUGAUAAUACUGCUUCAAGGUGAAAUUUCCUGAUUUUGGUUUUUGUGCAGUUAUGUAAGAGAAUAUCACUGUAAGAGUAUGAGCUGAAAUAUUUAGGGGUAAGAGGGAAGAAAUGGGGGAGGAAACCCUAUGGGGCAGUUCUACUCUGUCCUGUAGGGUCUUUUAUGAGUCAAUCGACUGACUCUUCGGCAAGGGGUUUGAUUUGUCUAGUGGAUGAGAUUGGAACUUACCGGGUGCAGUAAGUGUGUGUCCACCAGGGGGCGCCAUCACCCAACCUCAGGUUUGUGUCAGUGUGACUUAGAUGGGCCUGGUGGUUAAGAGCGGUGGGCUAAUAAUAUGAUUGGGGUCCCUGGGUGGUGCAAAGGGUUAAUGUUCUGGGUUGCUAACUAAAAGUGGUUCAAGUCCACCCAGAGGUACCUUGGAAGAAAGGCCUGGUGAUUUAUUUCCAAAAAAUCAAUCAUUGAAAAUCCUAUGGAGCAUAGUUCUACUUUGACACGGGGUCAUCAUGAGUCAGAAAUGAGUCUCAAUGGCAACUAGUUAAUACUAUGACUAUACUAUGAUGAAUAAUGAUAUCAAUACAUUAAAUAAUAUAAUAAAAGGUAUUGCUUACUCAGGCAGGCUUUUUGCUUGUCAAGUGCUAGCUCCUUUAAUCUUCGUAAUGAACCAUCUCUAAGGUAGGUAUCUUCAUUCCCAUUUUGUGGAUGAGACAUCUGAGGCUCAGAGAGGUUAAGUAAUUCUGCCAGGGUCACACAGCUGGGAGUCCCCAGUCCAUGAGACUUCACAGCCUGGGGCCCACUGGGCAGUUCUGCCUCCUGGGCUGGUGGCCAGGAGUUGACCUUAUUUUGGGAGCUGAGAAGAGCAGUGCCCAUGAGGCAGGAUGGGGAAAACUCACAGAGCCUGGCCCUGCACCUCACUGGGCUGGGGACUGGACAGUCAUGGGGAGCCUCCAAUGAUGAUUCAAAGCAUGUGUAUACGCACAAAUCUAAAACCAAAGUACAUGCUUAUGAUUUUUAAAUAUCACACAGUGCACCAGGACAUACAGUGAGAAAUAAGUCACCCUCCAACCUCUGCCCCCAGGCUUCAGCUCACCUCUCUUCAGAGGAAACCACCAUUACCAGUUUUGGGGUAUCUUUCCAGAAUUUUUUUUGCAUUUACAACCAGCUAUAGUUAUUCUGGUGGUGUAGUGGUUAAGAGUUAUGGCUGCUAACCAAGAGGUCAGCAGUUCGAACCCACCAGGCGCUCCUUGGAAACCCUAUGGGGCAGUUCUACUCUGUCCAGUAGGGCCGUUAUGAGUUGCAAUUGACUCGAUGGCAAUGGGUUUGGGAUUUUUUUUUGGAUAGUUAUUCUGCUGGCUUGCAGUCCUCAUGCUUUUCUGCGCCUUGCUUUUCCACAGACGCCUCUGGGUACCACGUAGAGCAUUAUUUGCUGCUUUACGUGGCAGGUACCUGGGGUGGUCCUGCCCUGUUGCUCCUCUCAGGCAGGGAGGGGGAAGCUGGAGCUGGCAUUCACCAGUCUUUGCCUCAUUCUGGGGUGCUGUCCCUUGGGAAGUGGUGAGGAGGUACAGCAUAAAACCUGAACCCAUUGCCGUCGAGUCGAUUCCAACUCAUAGCGACCCUAUAGGACAGAGUAGGACUGCCCCAUAGGGUUUCCAAGGUUGUAAUCUUACCGAAGCAGACUGUCACACGUCUUUCUCCUGUGGAGCAGCUGGUGGGUUCAAACAACCAACCGAGUGCUUAAGCACUGCAUCACCAGGGCUCCUUGUGGUAUGGCAUAGUAGUCAAAAUACACACAGACAAAUUGUUUCAAGUACAGGCUGAUAUUGGCUGUGUGACCUUCGACAGGUACCUCAUGUCUCUGAGCCUCAGUCUCCUGAUCUGUGAAACAGCAAGUGCUCAGUAAGGGCUGAGCUGGUUCUUGGCAUCCAACUCCUGCAGCCCCAUCCCUGAGCCUGCAGGUGGCACUUCCACCUUGGCCCUGAGGCGCCGAGGAUGGAGCUGAGAGGCAGUAAAGCCCAUGUGCAAUCUGGACGCUCAUUGCAUUUGAUUUUUCUUCCUGGGACCCAUGAAAUGAAAGUGGUUGGAUGAUCUGGGACCCUGAGAGUGACCCCUCAUUUUACACAUAUAGUGUCAAAGGUGGCUCUGCUGUUUUGUUUUGAGAUACAGUUCACAUACAUAAAAUUCCCUUUUUGACGCGUACAGUUCAGUGGUUUUUCGUACUCUCACGAAGUUGUCCAACCACCACCACUAUCUAAUACCAGAGCAUUUUCAUUUCCCAAAAGAAAAGCCUGUACCCGUUAGCAGUCACUCCCCACUCUCCCUGCCCCCCAGCCUUGGGAACCACUAAGCUUUCUGUCUGAGUAGUCUGGACAUUUUAUGGAAAUGGUUUGUACAAUAUGUGGCCUUUUGUGUCUGGCUUCCUUCACUUAGCAUAAUGUUUCCAAGGUUCCUCCAUGUCGUAGUGUCUGUCAAUACUUCAUUCUCUUUUUUUUCGAACAGCUUUAUUGAGAUCUAAUUCACAUACCAUCCAGCUCACUCACUUCAAGUGUACGAUUCAGUGAGCUUUGGUAUAUUCACAUAUACAUGCAAGUAUCAUCACAGUCAAUUUUAGAAAUGUUUUUAUCGUCACCUCAAAAAGAAAUCUCAUACCUUUUUCCUAUCACUCCUUUACCCCUCUACCACUCAGCCCUAAGCAACCACUAAUCGUUCUCUCUCUAUAGAUUUUUUUCUUCUGGAUUUUCAUAUGAAUGGGAUCAUAUAGUACGUGGCCUUUUGUGACUAACUUCUUUCACUUCGUGUGUUUUCAAGUUUCUUCCGUGUUGUAGCGUGUCUCAGAACUUCAUUCCUUUUUACAGCUGAAUAUAUUCCAUUUUGUGGAUAUAUCACUGGUUAGGAGCUACAGCUGCUAACCAAAAUGGUCGGCUGUUCGAAUCCACCAGGCACUCCUUGGAAACUCUGUGGGGCAGUUCUGCUCAGUCCUCUAGGGUUGCUGUGAGUCUGAAUCGACUCGACAGCAACGGGUUUGGUUUUGGUUUUUUUAACCACUGGUUUGUUGAUGGACAUUUGGUUGUUUUGACCCUUUGGCUCUUAGGAAUAAAGCUGCUGCAAAUAUUCAUGUACAAGUGUCUGUGUGAACGUAGAGUUUCAUUUCUCUUGGGUUUAAUUCCUAGGAAUAGAACUGCUGGAUCAUAUGGUAACUCUAAGUUGAAUUGUUUAAGGAAUUGCCAGACUAUUUUCCAAAGUGGCUGCACCAUUCUACAGCCCCACCGGCAGUGCCUGAGAGUUCUGAUUUCUUCACACCCUCACCAGCACUUCUGCUGUUUGAGUCUAGCCAUCCUACUGGGCGUGAGUGGUAACUCUUUGUGGCUUCAAUUUGCAUUUCCCUGAUGACUAAUGAUGUUGAGCAUCUUUUCAUGAUAAAAACACUUAGCAAACUGAGAAUAUAAGGAAACUUCCUCAACUUCAUAAAGGGCAGCUAAGAAAAAUCCACAGCUGAGAUCAGACUUAAUGCAGAAAGACUGAAAGCUUUCCCUCUAAGAUCAAGAACAAGACAAGAAUGUCUGCCCUCACCACUUCUAUUCAACAUUGUAUUCAAGGCUCUAGCCAGGGCAAUUAGGCAAGAAAAAGAAAUAAAAGGCAUCCAAAAUGGAGAGGGAGAAGUGAGACUGUCUGUGUUCACAGAUGACAUGAUCUUAGAAAAUCCUAAGGAAUCCUCUGAAAAAAAAAAACCAAAUGAUUAGAAUAAAUAAUUCAGCAAG